This is a messenger RNA of Cherax quadricarinatus, 1127 nucleotides long. The record is from RefSeq and is a predicted model, not a curated record. NCBI's taxonomy places the organism in Eukaryota, Metazoa, Arthropoda, Malacostraca, Decapoda, Parastacidae.
CGGAUGACCCACCACCUAGCAUGGGGACUUUGAUGGUGUUAUUUACAGUGGUAGCAGCGACGUUGUCGACGGCGCAGGAACAGGAAGGUUAUCAAGGUCUCUUCAGCAACGUUGUGUCUGGCCUGCGCGACCUUCCAAUCAUCGGCAACGUUCUCAGAGCUUCUGUGGAUCCCCUGUACAGGCCACUCGUCAGCCAGUUCCAACCCAGGAGCAACAGCAAGGAGGGAGAGAGCGAAUUCGGCGAGAUGUGCUUUGGGGAACUGGGUUGCAUUAUUUCUGACGAUGACUUCUUCCAUCCCAUCUACCGCCCGCUCAAUCUUCCUCCAAACAGUCGAGAGGAGAUCCAUGUGAUCUUCACCGUUCACUCUAGAGAGGACAAUCUGGGCACCUCGGUGGAGGGUAUCAACGUCACACAAAUCCUUAACACGACGUUUAGCUCCGACAGAAAAACUAAGAUAUUGAUCCACGGGUUCUUAGAUCACUCAGGGGUAACUUGGAUGUGGGACAUGGUUCGGUCCCUUUUGCUAUACGACGAUUUCAACGUGGUGACGGUGGACUGGUCUGGCGGGUCUCAGGCCCUAUACUCUCAGGCCACAGCCAACACUAGAGUGGUGGGGCUCGAGGUCGCCCACUUAAUUAACUGGCUCAAAGACAACGUUGGUCUUGACCCAACUGAUGUCCACAUAAUAGGUCAUUCACUUGGCUCUCACACUGCAGGGUAUGCUGGAGAGAGAGUGUCCAAGCUGGGAAGGAUCACCGGGUUAGACCCAGCUGAACCAUUCUUCCAGUACAUGCCACCCAGCGUCCGUCUGGACCCAUCCGACGCUCUCUUUGUGGACGUUAUCCACACUGACGCAGACUCCAUCUUCAACCUGGGUGUUGGCUACGGGAUGAAGCAGCCGGUGGGUCACCUCGACUUUUACCCCAACGAUGGCAGGAAUCAGCCAGGCUGUGACUCCCUCACUCGCGUCCCCCUCACAGCUCUCACUGACGGCCUCAAUCUUUACGAAGGUCUAGACGCGGCACAGAAGGAACUCAUCGCUUGUAACCACAACAGAGCUUCCAAACUCUUCACUGACUCUACCCAGCCCUGUCCUUUUCCUUCCGUGCCAGUUUACCAACACUAA